CUAAAGCAUUGAAUCAUGGAUAUCUCUCGCAAACGAGAGACUUAUGGUAUUAGAGAUAUCAAUAAUGCAGGAGAAGGGCCAAGUAAUUGCCCAAACAAUCAGUAUGACAUGGUUAGAACAUUGAAGAGAACAACCUCAUAUGUAGAUGAGGAUCACAUUUUUGUUGGCUUUCAGGAUGUUGUACAAACAUUGCUAGCUGAACUUCUCAAAGCAGAGCUUCACAGAAGCGUCAUCUCCAUUUAUGGUAUGGGCGGAUUAGGCAAGACAACUCUUGGGAGAAACCUAUACAUCAGUCCUAAUAUAGUCUCUAGCUUCCCUACACGUGCUUGGAUAUGUGUUUCUCAAGAGUACAACACCAUGGAUCUCCUUAGGAAUAUCAUAAAAUCCAUCCAAGGUUGCACCAAGGAAACUCUAGAUUUGUUGGAAAAGAUGACAGAGAGAGAUCUAGAAAUUUACCUUCGUGAUCUUUUAAAAGAACCCAAAUACCUUGUGGUGGUCGAUGAUUUAUGGCAUAGAGAAGCAUGGGAAAGUUUGAAACGAGCAUUUCCAGAUAGCAAGAACGGCAGCAGAGUAAUUAUUACUACACGCAAAGAGGAUGUCACUGAAAGAGCAGAUAACAAAGGUUUUGUCUAUAGACUUCGUUUCCUGAGCCAAGAAGAAAGUUGGGAUCUCUUUUGUAGGAAACUACUCGAUGUUCGGGCAAUGGUCUCAGCGAUGGAAAGGCUAGCUAAGGAUAUGGUGGACAAGUGUGGAGGUUUACCUCUUGCAAUUGUUGUUUUAAGCGGAUUACUUUCACAUAAAAGAGGGCUAGAAGAAAGGCAAAAAGUGAAGGACAACCUUUGGCAGAAAAUUAAAGACGACUCUAUUGAGGUCUCCUACAUACUAUCAUUGAGCUACAAUGAUUUGUCAACUGCGCUCAAGCAGUGUUUCCUGUACUUUGGUAUAUAUCCAGAAGAUCGUGUGGUCCAUGUUGAUCACAUAUUAUGGUUGUGGAUGGCUGAAGGAUUCGUACCAACAGGUAAAGAAAUAAUGGAAGAUGUUGCUGAAGGCUUCUUGAAUGAGCUGAUAAGACGAAGCUUGAUACAAGUGGUAAGAACAUUUUGGGAAAAAGUUAGUAAAUGUAGGAUUCAUGAUCUACUUCGCGAUCUUGCUGUACAAAAAGCAUUGGAGGUAAACUUUUUGGACAUUUAUGAUCCAAGAAAGCACUCCAUAUCCUCCUUUUGUCUGAGACAUUCCAUUCAUAGUCAAGGAAAACGGUAUCUCUCACUUGAUCUUUCUAACUUUAAAUUGAGGUCACUUAUGUUCCUUGAUCCAGACUUUUUAAAGAUGGGUCUUAUAAAGUUCCGUAAUGUGUUCCAACAUCUAUAUGUGUGGUACUUGGAGAUUCGUGUUGACAAUAAGUCUAUAGUACCUGAUGCCAUAGGAAGUUUGUACCACCUCAAAUUCUUAAGAUUGAGAGGUAUCUAUGAUCUUCCCUCUUCCAUUGGCAACCUCAAGCUUUUACAGACACUUCUUGUCAAUGACUAUGGGUACUCAUGCCAACUACCCUGCGAGACAGCUGACCUAAUAAAUCUAAGACAUUUGGUUGCUCCGUAUUCAAAACCUCUGAAACGUAUAAGCAAACUCACAAGUCUUCAAGUUCUUAAAGGCGUUGGUUGUGAUCAGUGGAAAGAUGUUGGCCCUAUUGAUUUAGUCAAUCUUCAAUAA
Molecule: messenger RNA, 1707 nt
Organism: Solanum stenotomum
Lineage: Eukaryota; Viridiplantae; Streptophyta; Magnoliopsida; Solanales; Solanaceae
Product: disease resistance protein RPP13-like
Exons: 2
Coding region: 16-1707 (563 amino acids)
Biological process (GO): defense response to other organism
Molecular function (GO): ADP binding
Source: RefSeq, a predicted model, not a curated record